ACCUACAAUUCGUGCCUCAGGUGUGGUCGAGCCAACAGCAACUACAGAACUGAGACCUGUCUGGAUGUGACAAUCCCAGACGAUCAUCUUGCUGGAUGUGAUAUUUACAUUCAUGCUGAUUCACCUCACAGGACUGAGCUCCGUCCUGGAGGUGCAGGACUCGCUGACACGGAUUUCCUGCUGUACCUUCACAUGAAGUCCACUGACAAGUGCAGAGCAAAGCCUAAUAUUUUGGCCUACGCUGCUCACUGCCAGACAGAUGCACUUGGACGACCUGUGGCCGGGGUGGUGGUCAUCUACAGGGAAAGACUGAAAGGAGAAACGUUUAAUCACCAGGCAGCUGUACAGACUGUGAUCCAUGAGCUGUUUCAUGUGCUGGGUUUCUCUAAAGAGCUCUUCCACACCUGGCGAGACUGUUCCUCCAUGUCUCAAGGGAGUGCCGACUGUUCUCCUCAAGGGAAAGUGACCUACUCUGAUGGAUCCGGCCACAUGAGGAUUUACACCCCAUCUGUCAUCUCAGCCCUGCAGAAGCACCUGAACUCCACUGAUCCUGAGCUUGGGGGAUGGCUAGAGAACCUUGGUGUACUUCCUGGCAAAGUGUCCUCACACUGGGAGUCCAGGAUCUUUCAGGGCUCCAUCAUGGCAGCAGAGCUAGCGGACUCAUCCUCAGUCUGGAUCAACCCGGUAACCUUGGCUGCAUUACAGGACACGGGCUGGUACAAUGUAGACGUGAGCAGGGCACAGAGUCUGGUGUGGGGAGACGGAGAAGGGGCCAUGUUUGGAUCCCUGUCAACCUGUCAGAACAAAUCCUCAUCGUUUUUCUGCUCUGGCAGUGGGUUUGGGUGUCAUUACCUUCACCUCCACAAAGGGGAGUGCAAGACUGAUCAAUACCUGGAGGGAUGCAGAGUGUAUAAACCCCUCAAAAAUGGAAGUGAGUGCUGGAAAAAGGAAAACCCCAGGCGGUCAGCUGAAGCGGACUCGACUGGGGAGAUCUUUGGUUUUGACAGCCGAUGCUUCUUCUCCAGUCUGACCAGACAGAACCGGAGUCAGUUUCCUUCGUUCAUCAGCACAGUGGAGGGGCGCUGUUACAGACACAGGUGUACUGGACCAAACAGGUACCAAAUCCACGUGUCAGGCUCUGAGUGGGUGGAGUGUCCAGCAGGGGGAAGCAUUCAGAUUGAAGGAUACCAGGGUUCAGUUUCCUGUCCUGACAGGAGGUUGUGUCUGUACUCUGACAUCACUCCUCCUUCAGACGCCGUCGAUACAUUUCCUGCUUCCAUCAUCAGAGAUCCAUAUGGGACUUUAACUUCAGCCCAGACCUGGACCUCUUUGUCCUUCGGUGUCAAAACAUCUCUCAGCAUCACUGCUGCCGUGUGUCUCCUGGCUGCAGUCUUGGUGUCUUACAGAAAAUGUUGCUCCUGCAGGAUCAGGAUCCACACCAGCACAGAUGAACACAGUAAUCUGUAGGAAACACAGCCUCUAAAACCGGCUUUAUAAACUUUAAUUGUUCUAUAAUUAUGUUUGUCUCUUCUUAGUAAUUUAUCUGAAGGCUGUGUUGUAAUUGUAGAGUUAUUCAGUCAGAGAAAAAAUGCCUUUUUAUGACAAUUUUUAUUGAACAGAGUAAUGUGAAAACAUAAAGAUAACCUGUUGUGGUCAAACGCA
This is a messenger RNA of Labrus bergylta (ballan wrasse), 1662 nucleotides long. The record is from RefSeq and is a predicted model, not a curated record. Lineage: Eukaryota; Metazoa; Chordata; Actinopteri; Labriformes; Labridae.